Xenopus tropicalis (tropical clawed frog) is the source of this 7525-nucleotide messenger RNA. RefSeq names its product ninein (gene nin). Gene Ontology annotation, cellular component: centrosome; microtubule organizing center. Gene Ontology annotation, molecular function: calcium ion binding. The record is from RefSeq and is a predicted model, not a curated record. The coding region runs from base 394 to 6699 and encodes 2101 amino acids. Lineage: Eukaryota; Metazoa; Chordata; Amphibia; Anura; Pipidae. The transcript is spliced from 30 exons.
UUGACCUUAGGUCGCAGCAUCCGAGUAGCAGACGCACCGCUCCCUGCCCUGCUGGCUGCGUUCUGUGGCAGCUCCCCGUGUUUGCCUGUGGGGGGAGCGUGUGCGCCUUCUCUCUGGGUUCCAUGUCUUUCCCACGCCUACAGACGUAAGGUCUCUCCUCCUACUGUCUCUGACCAUUCAAACAGCUCAGCUAGAGAUCGGUGGAAGGGUAACCGGGCUGUGGAGACCAGGGGACCAGAAGCUCACCAACUCCAGCAUCCAGUCCCCAUUCCCCCGGCCCCGUCACCGCGCUACACAGGGCAGCUCUCCGCACACACAGCCCCAGCCCCGGGAUGGAGUGAGAGCGGAUCUUCUGGCGCAGGAACAAGAGGGGAAACUGUGGUGGACUAUGGGAUGGAUGAAGCUGAGCAGGACCAGUAUGAAGCCCGACUCAAGGAACUUUUUGACAGCUUUGACACUACUGGUACUGGAUCUCUGGACCAAGAAGAGCUGACUGAUCUCUGUCAUAUGCUCCAGCUUGGGGAAGUGGCACCCUCUCUACAGCAUGCCCUUCUGCAGGACAAUCCUCUAGGCAGAGUUCAUUUUGACCAAUUUAAAGAAGCUCUUAUUCUUGUGCUGUCCAACACUCUAUCAAAUGAAGAUGCCUUCCAGGAACCAGUUUCCUGUACUGAGGCCCAGCCCAAAUACAUUAAAGAUGGAAAGCGGUAUGGCAGGAGGUCUAUGCCCGAACUUCAGGAUUCUCUUGAGUUUGAUGAAGAGACAGUGAUUGAACCUGACGAUGAAGGUACCAGGUCCUCACAGGUCAGCUCAAGAAACUGCGAAGAGCCGUGGAAGAGUGAAGAUGUAGAAGAAUUUACAGCAGAAGGCCAGUUAAGAUUUUGGAACCCUGAUGACCUCAGUGCUUCUCAGAAUGUGUGCACUACAGACCAUGAAUGGGUGGAAGAGAAGUUGCAGUUGAUCUGCGAAGACCUUGGUAUCACCCGAAACGAUUACUUAAAUAGGAAAAAGCUCAUCUCUAUAUGCGAACAGUAUGGUUUGAAGAACUUGGACAAAGAGACCCUGGAAGAUGUGAUUCAGAAUCUAGAUCAAGAGAAAACAAUGAGCCUUCAGGAUUUUUUCUAUGAAGUCUGUAAAAAUAGCAAACCUUUAAUUCCAUCAUCCUCAACCCCCUACCGUCAACUAAAGAGGCACCUUUCUAUGCCGGCUUAUGAUGAGAGUGGAAGACGAACAAUAACUCCAUCGUCCAUGGGGGCUGUUGGUAUCCGCUUACUAUCUAAGCUUGAUGAUGGAACAGGCUAUGGUUCAGUUGAAGACCUCAUAGAUCUUUGGCAAGAAGAAGGAAUAGAAAAUAGCCAAGCCAUACUUAAGGCUCUGGAUUUCAAUGUAGAAGGUAAAAUUAACCUUAUGGAGCUUACAAUGAUCCUGGAACAUGAGCUACUGAUGACCAAAAAUGAGGUGUAUCAGGCUGCAGUUAUCAGCUUCCGUUCAGAGAUCAGGCACUUAUUGGAACAAGCUGAUCAAGCUGCCAGAGAGAGAGAGAAGCUUCGCUCUGAUCUGGAUAAGAAUGAAAAAUUGAAAAGCCAGAUGGCCUCAGAGGUGGAUGAUCAUCACGCAGAAAUUGAACGGCAAAAUGAAUACAAUCUUAGGAAACUGGAUGAAGAAUACAAGGAAAGAACAGAAAAUUUGAAAAAUGAACUGCGGAAAGAGAGAGACCAGAUUUUACAGCAGAGUGCAAAACAUCGUUUUGAACUGGAACAAGAACUUGAUAAGGCAAAGGCAGAGGAAAACUACCUCAGAGACAGACUUAAUUUGUGCUUAAAGGAAAGCUGUCGUUUAGAAACUGAAUUGUUGCAAGCGUCAGAAAAGCUCACCGAGUAUGAAUCACUGGCAUGCAAACUGCAGAGAAGCUUGGAUAAUAUCAUGCGGGAAAAGUUUGGUGAUAUGGAUCCCAGCUGUAUGGAGUUCCUUAGUCAAGAGGAAAGGUUAGAACAAAUGAGAAAGGAGUAUGAGCUCCAACGAAGGGAGCUGCAGGACCGCAUUGAUGAACUUCAGCUGGAACUUGAAGACUACCGUACACAUGGUGUCAGGGGAUCAAGAAGAUCACUGAAAAAAUCCUUGUUGGAAGAAAUGGACAAUAAAAAUUACACAGAAACCGAUCAGGGUAUUGGACCAGAAGAUUGUCCCCCAUUAAACAUGAGCAUAGAGGCAGAAAUGGCUAUUGAACAAAUGAGGGAGCAGCAUAACCGGGAAGUGGAACAACUGACAACUGAACUUCAGUCCAAAACGACUCAUUGUGAAGAACAACUGAAAGAAAUGAAAUCUUUAUUUGACAAAGAGAAAGCUAUUCUCAAGGAGCAGUUUGAAGAAGAGAUUCAGAAAGCAGAGGUGCAAUUACGAUUUCUUCAAAUGCAGCAUGCUGAAUUGGAAGCUGACAUUGUGAAACUUAAAGAUGAGCAGUAUAGGAUAGUAUGUGAACACAAGAGUGAGAUAAGCAACAGAGAAGAUUUGUUUAAUGAGCAAAAGGGCCUCCUAGAAGAACAGGAGGCUGCCUUACAGAAGCAGCUAGCAGAAAAUAAACAGACUUUCUUAAAGGAAAAAGAGGAGUUUGCACUUACAAAAAAAGAGACUGAAAAGGAGACAGAGACCAAAUUAUAUGCACUCACAGAAAAGUUUGAAACAGAGAAAAAACAGUUAGAGCAAAGUUUCAAGGAACAAAUUGCAAGUCUAACAGCAAAACAGAAGGCUGCCUUACAGAAUGAGCUAGCUCAAGCUAAACAGACUUUGCUUUUGGAGAAAGAAGAGUUUGCACAAACAGUAGAGAAGGAUACAGAGGCCAAAAUGAUUGCACUAACAAGAAAGUCUGAAGAGGAGAAAAGACAGCUUGAGCAGAGUUUCCGGGAACAACUUGCAAGGAUAACGGAAAGACAGCAGUCUGAAAAAGAAGACUGGGCAAAGCAUUCAGAAAACCAUCAUCACGAACUGCAGAAGGAAAGGAUUAAAAUGGAAACAGAGUAUGACAAAAGAAUAUCAGAUAUGGAAUUUCGGUUUUCUAAGGACUUUGAAGCAACAAUGAAGAACCAUGAGGAGGCUUUAGCAAAGCUUGAAGACAAGUACCAAAGUAACCUAAGAGAUCUCACAGAUAAGCACACAGAAGAAAAAUCUCAGUGGGAAUUUGAAAAAGAAGAGAUUAUUCAAGAUGGUUUAGAGGCCCAGGAAAGACUGAGGGAAAGACUAGAAAAAGAUAAAUUUGAAGCCUGCUCUGCACUUAUACAAGAAAAAGUACACCUGGAGAAGACUUACAAAGAGUAUAUAAAUAACUUAGUUGUUGAAAAAGAACAGGUAGAGAAAGACUUAGAAAAUCUGAUGGUUAAUUCAAAAAAGGAAGAAAGUCAAUUAUCUGCUAAGAUCAGUCAACUAGAAAAUGAUCUGCAAGAGGAGCUCACAGAGCGGGAUGAACAGUUGUGCCAAGCUGAGAAAAAUCUUCUGGUCCUUACGGAAACUAUUGGAAAACUGGAAAGUGAGCAUAAACUGGAAAAAGAGCAUCUUUGUUCCAAACUGGAAAAGUCUGAGGAACAAUAUAAAGAAGCUUGUGAUAAAGCAGAAGAAAAGAAAGAAGGUAUGGUUGUCGAAAUCUCCAGGCUUCAGAGCACCAUCACUGGACUGCAAAAUGAGAUUAGUUCUUUAUCUAUACUUCAAGGAAAUUAUCACUUAAUGCAGAUAGAGAAUGAAGAGCUGAAAAAUCUUGUAACACAUCUCCAGAAUAAUGCAUGCAUGGAAGAGGACAUGAUUGUUUUAAAAAAUCUGCAGAAUGUUCAUGAGCAAACAGUCAAAGAAAAUGUCAGGCUUGUUUCAGAGAUUUCUAAACUACGUAAGAAGCUUGACCAGUGUAAGACUGGUAAGAAUUGGCUUCCAGAACCGCAUAAUGGAUGUCAGACAGAAAAAAAACAGAAAUUAGGGGUCACAGAAAAUGAGGACAGCCACAGUGUUGAAGGUGACCAUUUCAGCCACUCUGUGGAGACCUUGGAAGAUUUCAACCUGAGGCUUCAAAGCAAAAUUAAAGAGCUUGAAAAUACCACAGAGGCAUUGACUAAAAUGGAAAAAAGCUAUGAGAAUGCUAAAGCUGAGUAUGGUCAUCUUCAGACUCAGAUGCUUCAAAUGCAAGAAAAGAUGCAGCAAGUAACUUUAGAAAACGAGCUUAUGAAAAAAGUAAUAAGUUCAGAGGAGUUUACGGUUCCAGACCUCGAACAAACUGCUCUCACCGUUCCAGGGUUGAAACUGAUCUUAGCAGUUGCCAAGAAAGAAAAUUUGCAGCUUCAAGAAAAAUUAAAUUACAUGGAGCUUAAAAAUGUGGAAGCGGUGAACAACAACAGAGAACUUUCCUCUGAAGUACUUUGGUUGCAAAAAGAGAUUCAAAACAUGGAGGAAAUAGCAGAAGCCUCGCUGAAACUAGAAAACAUGUAUGAGGAGACAAAGAAAGAAAAUAGUAAACUAAUGGUGCUUGUUGCAAAUCUAGAGGAGAAGGUUAGUGAUAUGGAAGCAAAACAGUGCAUGAGACUUCAGUAUGCAGAUAAAGAGAUUCAAGCAUUCGAAUGUACCUCUGAAACUAAUAUGGUGGAACACCACACCAAGAAUGUUAAUGAAUGUUCUCCAAGGAAUAUGAAACACCUCAAAACACAGGAUGAAAAUGAUACAAAAUCUAUAGUAAGCCCCAAAAGACAGCAUAAUCAGGGGAAUGAUAUAGCGAACCUUGUGGGGAAAGGAAGACUAGAAGUCCUCAGCCAACGGAACAAGACUAUGCAAAUGGAAAGAGAACCAAACAUUUUAGAAUCCCAUAUGUUGGAAAAGCACAGUGAAAGGCAGAAGAGAGUUGAGUUUCUGAGAUCUGAGAACAAAAAACUUAAAGAAGAAAAUCUUGCAUUGAAAUCUGAAAUAAGCACCUUAGAAGAUGAUGGUGAAAUUAAUAAUGAGAAAAUAAAAGAUCUCCAGGAUGCAUGCGAGGAAAUGUGGGUAAACCUAGAGACUGUACAGAAUGAGAAAGGUGCACUUCAGAAGGUGGCAGAAAGCCUAUCAAAACAGGUGUCUGAAUUGAAAACCAAAAACCAGCACCUUGAUUCUGAAAAUGCAGAACUGAGCGUAAAGAACGCAAAAAAUCAAGCAGAUCUUCAGGAUCUGAACCGUAGGCUUGUGGCUUUCCUGAAGCAGAAGGAUAAGAAAGAUGCUACCAAGGUCAUUGAGGAGUGGCAAAGAGAGAGGAGUCGGAUAAAUGACGAGCUUGAAAGUUACAGGGCAAAGGUUGGAGAUUCAGAAAAAGAACUGUCUAACAUCAAACUUCAAAACCGUUUUUUGGAGCAAGAGAACACGUUGCUCAAGCAGGAAAUUGAAACUAAGCAGCUCUCUAAAUGCUCUGAAUUUACUGACCUCAAGAAUGAGAUCUCUGGGUUAUUAAAUAAAAAUGAACUGCUGCUUAAAGAAAAGGAAGCGUUGGGGGAGGAGCUUCAUAGAUGUGCAGAAAAGUGUGCUAAAGUUACCCUUCUAGAGAGCAAGAUUGCAGACUUGAAGCAAGAACAGAAGUCUUGGGAACAGCAAACUCAAAUGCUUAAGUCCCAGAUCACUCUCUCACUAGAAAAGAUUCAGAGCCUGGAGGACAGCCUUCAAAGUGUAAAUCUCCAGAUAUCCCGGAUCAAGUCAGAUCUGCGUGUUGCACAACAAGAAAAAGAAUCAUUAAAACAGGAAGUAAUGUCACUACAUAAGCAGCUGCAAACAUCCAAUGCCAAGAACCAGCUCCUUGAAAUGACUUUGCAGUCCUCUGGGUUACAAAAUCAGCACAAGAAAAUGUACUGGGAUGAUCUGGAGAAAUUGAUGGAACAGGAACAGAAGCUUCUACGACAGGAAAAUGAGAGACUCCUAAAAGAGGUGCAGAAUGCAAAGUCUGACCUGGCCCAGUGCAGGGAAAAGGUACGGCAGCUGGAGUCUGCUCUUAUUUCUGUGAAACAGCAGAAGCACCAAAAUCAGUCAAGUAUGGUAAAGGCUUUAGAACAGGAAAAGUCAAGCUUAAAACGAGAGUGCGAUCACCUUCAGAAAGAGCUGGCCUCUGCUAAUAGGAAGAUUAGCCACUUGAGCUCUCUCGAACGGGAUUUGGAUGCCAUUAAGACAGAAAAUGAUGGUUCAAGAACAAAGCAUGGGAAAUUUGAUGAGCAGUUAAUGGAUAUGUUGCACUCAGCUCCCAGUGUGACGUUUAGCCUUUCCCAGCAGCAAGCCUGUGCCGCCGUCCCAAGGGAGCAGUACCUACAUCUCCAGCAGGCAGACAGAAGGAGCCAGCAACUCCAGACAGCAAUGGAAAUCAGGAGUUCCAACAACAACUCUCCACAGAGCGUUCAAGACCAGCUUUUAAAAAAAAUGGAAGCACGCAUGAUAGAAGUUGAACAAAAUCUCAGGCUUGUGAAAAUGCUUCUGCAAGAAAAAGUGAAUCAGCUGAAGGAACAGCUCACAAAGAAUACUAAAGCAGAUGAGAUCAUUAAAGAUUUGUAUGUGGAAAAUACUCAGCUGCUGAAAGCUUUGGAGAUGAGUGAGCAGAGGCAUCAGACUGCCGAAAAGAAGAACUAUUUGCUGGAAGAAAAGAUCUCUGGCCUCAAUAAAAUUGUAAGGGAUUUGGCUCCACCCACACCCAAUACUGUGCAUCCUCCCCAGCGGCGCUCCUAACGAAAUCUGCCACUACCCUAUUUAUUUGCAAUGGAAAUGUUCAUCUAUAUGUGAAAUACAUUUAUAGAACAAACAUGUUUACUGCCAUAGGAGGUGCCGAGAAUCUCAUCACCAGUACAAACUGUUUAAAAUUGUUCAGGGCCAUGUACAAUAUGCAUCUUUCUAAUUUUCCAGUUCUCUGCCUUCCUCUCUUGCCACUGCCAAAGACUUUGGUUCUGUUUUUGCAAUGGAAUCUGAUUUAUAUUUCUGUGAUUGGUUUUGUAACAUUGGUUCAUACCAUUAUCACCUCCUGUGCCUUGAAUACCAACCCUUGUUGAAACCAUUCAGCAAUAUAAUGUAGUGCACUAUUUAUGUAUUUAAAAAUGGACAGCACUGUGUAUAUGCGUAGCACAAUAUAAAGUGAGAUAUACAUACAUACACUAUGGGCAGAUUUAUUAUGCCCCCAUAUGUUGUUAAAGCAGGCCUUUCAGAUUUAUCAGUUUACAAUUAGAAACCUUAGUUCCCAUUUAAAAUUUGCAGUGCAGAUUUUUAAUUCAAAGGGUGUUUAAGCCCAGCACAAUGGUUAAAUGCCUGUGUUAAUUAAUUUAAAACUAUCUUCUUAUUCAGGUAAAUGUUUAUAGGCUAAUGCCACAUGGGCCGAGAAACAGCCCCUCCACUCUUAUCUGCAGUCUUUUGUGUCUGCACUUGAAGCAAAUGCAUUGGCCCAGGUUCAGACACAUGGAACGUGUUUCACUGCAAAAAUGCAUACUUGUGCUUUUCUGUGGUGAAAUCCACUCUAUGGGGCACAUUUACUAAUCCACGAAUCCGAAUCACAAAUGGGAAAAAA